GCCCCAAACAAUGCAUUGCCACCACACACAAACAUACACACACCCCAUAAGGCUACAAACUUCAAAACUCAAAACAAAUGAUGCUUUCAAAAAAAUUGUAGAUCCUAAAAAUGAAACCAAUUCAACCAAAAAUCAGCUAUCGCAAUUUCUGACCCUUAAAAUGAAACUACUAGAGUUCAUUCCACUUCAGUUGCGUGUUAUUUGUUCCAGACAUGUUAAAUAAAUGCAACAUUUCCACACAAACGACUUCAAACCCAUUUCCGUUCAUGCAACUUCUGACUACACUCCAGCAUCCUCGCCUAUAAAUGGGGGAACACAAGUAAUGAAAAUGUCAAUACCAUAAAGUGGUGGUCCUUCGCGCAGACCGAAUCGGGAGUUUUUGAGGGAAGGGUGACAGCUCUUUGUUGGUGAAUAGAAAUCAGUGGCCACGAUGAGAGAGUGAGUGAGGGAGAGACCUACCUACAGAGUGAGAGGGGAGGGGAAGAGUGUGGGGAAGGAGGAGGAGGGGGGGGGGAACUCCUCCUACCAAAUUAUUCAGACUGGGCAGGCUUUGCUCUCUUCACAAAUAGGACACGGUGCUCAAAUCCAGGCAGUCCCAACCUGACCUCGAAGCACCAAGGAACACCCUGACUGGGAAACCGGGAGAUAGAAACCACCAAAAAAAGAAACAACAAAAACUUCGUGCCAUUCUUUUUUGGCGAGUGUUUUCACACUAUAGCGACCCCCUCUCCCCUCCCCUGCCCUCCUCUCCUCCCUCCCCACCACCACCACAUCGGUUUGUCGCGUCAUUUGGACUAUACAUUUUUUUUUGUAUUUUUCCUGGAGGAGAGACAUUCGCGGGAAGAAGGGAGGGAAAAGGCUGUAGCCUGUGACACCACCCACACAGACCUCCCACCGUCCCUUACCCAGUUGCUUCAGUUCUCUUCGUUCUUCUUUCCUUCCAGUGUGUUUUUUUUCUUCUCCCGUUUGCACCCUGGCGAGGAGUUGAUCCGGGUCUGCGGGGUUGUUUCGGGUGCCCAUUUGGAUGCGCUGAGAGAGCCGUGCGCAGCGCUGCUGUACGGUAUAUGGAAGUUGUGGGCUGCAAGAAAGAGGCAGGCAGUUGCACGUUGCGUCCAGGACCGGGAGCCAUGCUUUUCCACGGGAUCUCCGGGGAUCACAUCCAAGGGAUCAUGGAGGAGAUGGAGAGAAGGUCGAAAACGGAGUCGCGCCUGGCGAAGGGCAUGCAGCUCAACGGGAGAGAGUCGACCAUGCCUUCAAUGAGCCCGGAGAAGCCCGCUCUGUGUGCCGGCUGUGGCGGUAAGAUCUCGGACAGAUACUACCUCCUGGCCGUGGACAAACAGUGGCACCUGCGGUGCCUCAAAUGCUGUGAAUGUAAACUAGCGCUGGAGUCGGAGCUAACGUGUUUUGCCAAGGAUGGGAGUAUCUACUGCAAGGAGGAUUACUACAGGUUCUCCGUGCAGAGGUGCGCGCGCUGCCACCUCGGGAUAUCGGCCUCGGAGAUGGUGAUGCGGGCGCGCGAUUCCGUUUACCACCUAAGCUGCUUCACCUGCACCACUUGCAACAAGACGCUGAGUACAGGCGACCACUUCGGCAUGAAGGACAGCCUGGUGUACUGCCGGCUGCACUUCGAGACGCUGGUGCAGGGGCCGGACUACCACCAGCAGCUCAACUUCGCCGAGCUGGCGGCCAAGGGCGGCGGCCUCACCAUGCCCUACUUCAACGGCACCGGGACGGCGCAGAAGGGAAGGCCGCGCAAGAGGAAGAGCCCGGCCAUGGGGAUAGACAUACCCAGCUACAACACAGGCUGCAACGAGAAUGACACCGAUCACAUGGACCGGGAUCAGCAGGCCUACGCUCCAACGCAGAAGACCAAGCGCAUGCGGACCUCCUUCAAGCACCAUCAGCUGCGGACAAUGAAAUCCUACUUUGCCAUCAACCACAACCCAGAUGCCAAAGACUUAAAGCAGCUGGCCCAGAAAACAGGCCUCACUAAGAGAGUUCUACAGGUUUGGUUCCAAAACGCAAGAGCCAAAUUCAGAAGGAACGUUUUGCGACAGGAGAAUGGAGGUGUUGAUAAGGCUGAUGGCACCUCACUCCCUGCACCCUCAUCUGACAGUGGGGCCCUGACCCCCCCCUCCAGCACGGCCACACUAACAGACCUGACAAACCCCUCUAUCACUGUAGUGACCUCCGUCACCUCUAGUUUGGACAGCCAUGAUUCGGGGAGCCCUUCACAAACUACCUUGACAAACCUUUUCUAACGAGCUAUCUCUCGAAGACUGAAUUUUUUUUUUGAAUCUGAUUUUAUUUUAUUUUAUGUUCUUUUUUUUCUCUCCUCAAUUUACAUUUUAUUUUUUUAAGUGACACCUUUAAAUCAACCAGAGCUCCUUGGAACGGAAAGUGCUGUACUGUGUACACAAACAAGAACAACAAGAGCAAGAACAACAGCGACCACAUUAAAACACGUGUAGCACAUGAAACCACAUGGCAGCUGUGUCUGUAGUUGACUUAAAGUAAACAGGGACGGAUUUUUCAAGUUGAAGUCUUAAGAAAACUGUCAUGGAUCCCACAAUUCAUUGGAAAAAAGUAACUAAACAUGAGCUUGUCUGGAAAACUAGAUUUCUGCUUGAUUUGACUUAUUUCUACAUUUCUAUUGAAUUAUGAUGAAACAAGCCCUUCUAAAUUUAUGGUUAAUUGAUACAUUUGAAACUAUUUUGCCCUCGGAAACCUGUAUAUGUAUGCACUGUGUUCGCACUAUCCAAUUGAACGAUUUUUAUUUCUGUUUGGGAAUAAUUUGGGAAAUUGACUUGUAGACUGUUCUGUAUAUGGGUAACUCCAGAAAACAGGCUUUAAUUAUUUCCGAAUGUGUCAGUCUCUAAGACUGAGUUGGAUGGAGUCAGACAAUGAGAUAUCUCACAGAGCUACACGUGCAACGUACAUCUAAAUUGCGUCCUAAGCGCCUGACCAUCGCGGCUUAAAAGCGGGUAGAUGCUGAAACCACAAACAUUUUGGUCUUGAUUCACAAACCUGCUGUGAUAAAGAGAACGAAGCCGAUCCCACAAUCUGUACAGUGGUAACUGUUCAACAUGUAAUGCAGUGACAGUGAAAGAAAUGGUUUGAUAAUUAUAAACCAGCAAGAGAAAUUUGGAUCGGGGAACAGUUUGUGGACGCUGUUGCGAUUGAUUGUUUUCAUGACAGCACUUUUUCAGAUUUGUUGGUCUCAUAGAUAAGAACCGUAGUCAAAUGGAUAAAUCCUAGUAAACACAUCCAUAGACCCACAGCUAAACUCAAUUGCACAGUGACAAUAUACUGCCCAGUGAAAAGUGCAUUAUUGUUUUUAUCAUGUUGCUCAGGGUAACGAUGCGAUUUUUCAAAAAGGGGGAAAAAGAAGGAUGGGUGAGAAAUUGAAACGUUUGCGACGUUGCGGACUAGAUUUGUAGAGCUGACAUGAACAUUCAGAUGACCUCAGAUAGGUGGAGUCGAAGGAGGCAGCCAGUGGGUAAUCAUUGUCCAUGUGUUCUCCUUUUUGGCCAUAUUUAUACUUUCCUUAAUGACACUUGCCACUGAACAGACCAAAAACAUGUUUCUUCUGGCUGAAAGAUAGAGAGAAAAGAGACACAGCAAAUCUUCAAUGGAGUUAAUACAUUUCAUUGUGAGCGUCAUAAUUUGUUCUAUUGUAGGACAAAGUGGUACUCUAGAUCUACUUCAUGAAGUAGAUGCCUAACUCAGUUCUACUAUGUGCCUUAUGCUAUGACUUGGGAGAAAGUUUGUGAAAUUCAGGAUAUAUGUGUUCUUUGUUAACUGAUUCACAUCCUUAUGACGCCUCACUAGUUUUGUACUGUUUUGCAUCUUAUUUCGGAAGAUCUUUUUAUGGUGUAUCCUGUUGAAAAGGGGCAGCGAUGUCAUAGCAAGCGUUUGUGCACUCUUUCAGAUAUAGUUGGGUAAUCCAAGAACCUUAUAUAUUGAUCUUCGUGUUAAUAGUUGAGUACAGUAAGUGUUCUAUCAAGAUUGUCCAUGUUUCCCUGUUUCUUGAUAAAGAUGGUGUAUAGAAACUAUUUCCCCUUAAAUAUUUAUGGACCAAACGGUUGUCAUAUAUCUUAUUAAAUUUGUGUGAAUAAAAAUACUUUGCUUUAACUGGGUUUUAUUUUUCAUUACACUUGCCAUUUUUGUGUUCUAUCUUGAAUACGAUUUUUGUUUAUCACAUUAACGAACAAGAAAGCAUUCAGUUAUUAAUGAACAGUUAAACGUCCUCAUUUUUGCUUCCAUUUUUAAUUUAUAUUCCUAUUUUAUGUUUAUGGUUUUUAACGUAAUGCCCCAUGGAUUUGCAUCAAAACCCUGCAGUCAAAAAUAUGAAGUUGCUUUUUAAUGCAUGAACAUGGCUUUACAUUAUUAAAUUAAAGGAAUACUGCAAAGCACAUUGAUCUAUAUCCAUACAUAGUAUAUAUUUAUGCAUAACAUAUUGGUAAACCUAAAAUGAAGUAAGAGUAAAUGCAGACCCCGUAAAGCCAGGUUGAUCUGUAGUUAAUAUAUUCUUACUCUAUCAU
Molecule: messenger RNA, 4544 nt
Organism: Pungitius pungitius (ninespine stickleback)
Lineage: Eukaryota; Metazoa; Chordata; Actinopteri; Perciformes; Gasterosteidae
Gene: lhx9
Product: LIM homeobox 9
Exons: 5
Coding region: 1065-2261 (398 amino acids)
Biological process (GO): neuron differentiation; regulation of transcription by RNA polymerase II
Cellular component (GO): nucleus
Molecular function (GO): RNA polymerase II transcription regulatory region sequence-specific DNA binding; DNA-binding transcription factor activity, RNA polymerase II-specific
Source: RefSeq, a predicted model, not a curated record